UAAGAUUUCAGAAUCACGAAACCCACGUGCACCGUACACUCUCCUCUCCCCGUCGUUGAACCGUUUGUUAUUGCAGACCGAAGAAAAUGGAGAGCAGCGCCGUCACAGCAAACAUCCGACUAAGUUGCCAGAUCUGCCCCUCUCGACAUUCUUCCCCUCUCUCUCUAUUCAGACCUUCUCUCUCUUUCAAGCUGCAAAAGCAGUUUCCUCUAACUAAGCAGAAUGUUCUGGAAGCCGCUUCUCCUCUUAGGCCUUCUGCGACGCUAUCCAAUGCCUACAGUGAAACGGUUGAAUUAGCUGACAUAGAAUGGGAUAAUCUUGGAUUUGGCCUUCAACCUACUGAUUAUAUGUAUAUCAUGAAAUGUCCGCGUGGUGGAACCUUCUCCAAAGGUGAAUUAAAGCGUUUUGGGAACAUUGAAUUGAGUCCCUCCGCUGGAGUUUUGAAUUACGGCCAGGGAUUGUUUGAGGGUUUGAAAGCGUACCGGAAAGAAGAUGGGAAUAUACUCCUCUUCCGUCCGGAAGAUAAUGCUUUGCGGAUGAAGACAGGGGCGGAGCGAAUGUGCAUGCCGUCGCCUACUGUUGAGCAGUUUGUGGAAGCUGUAAAGGAUACUGUAUUAGCAAACAAACGUUGGGUUCCCCCUCCUGGCAAAGGUUCCCUGUAUAUUAGACCAUUGCUAAUGGGAAGUGGACCUGUACUUGGUCUUGCACCUGCUCCGGAGUACACCUUUCUAAUAUAUGUUUCACCUGUUGGGAACUACUUCAAGGAAGGUUUGGCCCCAAUCAAUUUGAUUGUCGAAAAUGAUUUGCAUCGUGCAACUCCUGGUGGCACUGGAGGUGUGAAGACCAUUGGAAACUAUGCUGCAGUUCUGAAGGCACAGUCUGCAGCAAAAGCUAAAGGCUACUCAGAUGUUUUAUACCUUGACUGUGUGCACAAAAGAUAUUUGGAGGAGGUUUCUUCCUGCAAUAUUUUUGUGGUUAAGGGUAACAUUAUUUCAACUCCAGAUAUUAAAGGGACUAUCCUACCUGGUAUUACUCGCAAAAGUAUAAUUGAUGUUGCUCGAAGCCAAGGGUUCCAGGUAGAGGAGCGAUUAGUGUCUGUGGAUGAAUUGCUUGAUGCUGAUGAGGUCUUCUGCACGGGAACAGCUGUGGUUGUAUCACCUGUUGGCAGCAUUACUUACCUUAGCAAGAGGGUAUCAUAUGGAGACGGUAUUGGAGUGGUUUCACAGCAACUUUAUACUGUCCUUACCAGAUUACAGAUGGGUCUUACGGAUGAUGAAAUGAAUUGGACUGUUGAGCUGAGAUAAGCACACAAAGAAAAGCUUGCAGUGCAUCAUUUGCUGGAAUUUCUUAGAAUCUCCAAGCUCUAGAAGCUGUUUUUGAAUUUUCUUUUUUUCAUAUAUGAUGAGCUGCUGUAGAUAGUACUCUUGUGUGUGUAGCUGCUAGUGAAUGACUAACGCAAGCACAU
Messenger RNA from Abrus precatorius (Indian licorice), 1465 nucleotides. RefSeq names its product branched-chain amino acid aminotransferase 2, chloroplastic-like. Bases 87 to 1304 code for a protein of 405 amino acids. The record is from RefSeq and is a predicted model, not a curated record. The transcript is spliced from 10 exons. Gene Ontology annotation, cellular component: chloroplast. Gene Ontology annotation, molecular function: branched-chain-amino-acid:2-oxoglutarate transaminase activity. Lineage: Eukaryota; Viridiplantae; Streptophyta; Magnoliopsida; Fabales; Fabaceae. Gene Ontology annotation, biological process: branched-chain amino acid metabolic process.